AUGGUCGUACACAGGGCAAUUCAGAUUGGUGACAAAUACCAGAACGCCUUCGCUCCGUCGAUGUUACCAGAUCUCACCCACGUGGUAAUUAUAGGAGUGAGUAGCGUACUAAGUAUGCUAAGCCAGGCAUUUGUGGUGCUAUGGGAUGGCAAAGACUGCCCCUGCCGUGAAUCAGACGUACCCUACUGGAUACUCGUGUCCGCUUACGUGGGAACCUUUGUCCGGUUUGGCCUAACCGUCAUCAUAAGCCCCGUUAUCAUGUGCAUUUCCUGCUUUAAGGUUGUCCAAUGGGUGCGUAGUACACCAGCAGAGAAGCUCUUGGACACCUGGAAUGCGUUGGCUUUUCCGGGCACCACGGACCGACAACUGGCGGAACUGCGUCAUCCGCAUGGCUGGAUGACAGCAUCAAUGUGCAUUGUGCCGCUGUCAAUCAAUUUCGUGGCAUGUAGUCUCUACAGUAGAAUCUACGAAUUUGUUUGUGCAUUGGGGUUGUGUAAAAUGGUGCUGGACAGUUUGACCUAUAGGAUGGGAAUGCUGUUUCUUCACGUACAGUUAGUGUUCUCGCCCAUUAUCAUCGCUGUGUACAUUCCGGCGCUGCGGGAUCCAUUUGCACGUGGCCUCAAACGACUGCUCUCCAGGUUCUAUGAGAAAGCACGAAAGUUGUUUCCAAAUGAUGCUGAAUAUUUGCAAGUUGCCUGA
This is a messenger RNA of Dibothriocephalus latus, 699 nucleotides long. The record is from the annotation of a GenBank genome assembly. NCBI's taxonomy places the organism in Eukaryota, Metazoa, Platyhelminthes, Cestoda, Diphyllobothriidea, Diphyllobothriidae.